Scophthalmus maximus (turbot) is the source of this 5462-nucleotide messenger RNA. Its product is annotated as guanine nucleotide exchange factor VAV3-like. The transcript is spliced from 28 exons. Gene Ontology annotation, molecular function: guanyl-nucleotide exchange factor activity; protein binding. NCBI's taxonomy places the organism in Eukaryota, Metazoa, Chordata, Actinopteri, Pleuronectiformes, Scophthalmidae. Bases 1786 to 4392 code for a protein of 868 amino acids. Gene Ontology annotation, biological process: intracellular signal transduction; regulation of GTPase activity; cell migration. Gene Ontology annotation, cellular component: plasma membrane; cytoplasm. The record is from RefSeq and is a predicted model, not a curated record.
AGACACAUGAGAGGGGGUUUGAUGUCAAUAAAUUCAUAAAUGAGUAAGCUAUUGAAAAUGCAAACCUUGAAAUUUGCAUAUUAAAGCAAAAAUGCUCACUGAUGUGGAUGCUUAGGGAUUUGCUAAGGGCUUUUUCACAAACCAACAGUUGUGGAAGUUGUGACAGGAUGUCCCAGACACAUGGGAGAUGGUUUGAUGUCAUUAAAUUCGUAAAUGAUUGAGCUAUUGAAAAUGCAAACCCUCAAAACUCAUAUUAAACCAAAAAUGCUUACUGAUAAGGAUGCUAAGGGAUUUGUUAAGGCCUUUUUCCACAAACUAGCAGCUGUGAAAGUUGUGAGAGGAUGUCCCAGACACAUGAGAGGUGAUUUGAUUUCAAAAUAUGAAUUAAUGAGUGCGCUAAUGAGAAAGAAAAACCUUUCAUUUUUAAAUUUUAUUUAAAUUUUUUUUUACUCUCAGGUGUGAUAUACUAAAUGGCAGUCAGGAAGUGGUUUGACAUUUUAAUGUCGUCAAACGUUAUUGAAAAUCUACAAUGCCUAUAAUGACAUGCGCACUGGGCAGACAUUCAUAUAUAUAUACAGUAUAUAUAUAGUAUAUAUUUAUAUACAUAUAUAUGAAGAAAAUCUUCAUGUUCAGCCCAUUUACUUGUGUACAAUUAAAGUCCUAAGCUUGAUCAGUGUCUGAGGAAACAUCUGUCUCUCUCACGCAGGGCAAAAUAUGACAAUAUCCCUCCGCUUCCUUCCUGUGUUUAUGUCACGGGCUUACUGACAGUGAUCUACAGUAAAUCCCACGGCAGGAGGAGGAUGUCCUUCUCUCUCUGCCUCUGAUAGCCCCCUCGAUUCUGUUCUAUCUGGUCUUACUGGUGACAAUAUACUGAAACACAGAGAUCACAGCCUCCCCAGCCACUAUACUACAAACUCAGAGUCACCCGGUCAGUGCUGUUUAUAAUCCACGUGGAAUGUCAGCUGAGAGAGGGCGACUGUGGAGGAAAAGCAUUACUCUGUAGCACAUGCUACAUACAUACAUAUUGUGUAUAUUAUAUAAAUGCCUCUGUAUUUUUAAUCUUUACUAUUUUUUACUUUAUUUGUUUUAUUUGACUCCAUUGAGUGCCCAUUCUUUUGUCUGCCUACCUUUGACAUUUGUUGCUAAAGAUGAUCUCAUCUUAUCUCGCAGCUCCUCAUAAGUGCUGGCGACUCUUGUCGAUCAAACCAUCAGUUGGCUGACAUUAACAUCAACUGCGAACAAUUGUAAUAGUCUGUGAUUGAAAUGAAAAAAUGUAUCGACAGAAUACAGUGGCCAAAUAAAUAAUCAUUGGUUGCAGAGAAAUGGAAACCAAACAGCCGUCUAAUGAUAAGUUCCAUAAACAGGACAUUCCUGUAGUGUGCAAGAAUGUAAAAGUUCAAACAGUGGUCCAAAAAAACCCCAACAACUAUGUUCACCUCUGAGGUUAACAAUUGCAGGUGAAUGAUGGCGGACAUGAGCAGCAACCGAUCGCUCACAACUGCAGCCUGUGCGUUGGGUUCAACACCAUGAGAAAUCCUCGGUCAGGCUUUUGCAGAGCUUGUGCCACUAGAUUCGUCUCAACCCGACCACCUCUGAGGAAACAUCAUCACAGACGAAGGAAGGAAGGAAGGGAGGAAGGGGGUGUUGACAAUGACAGAGGGGGGUUUCUCCGCUGUGCCGCGGCAGCUUUUUUCUUGCUUCCUCCAGACGCAGAUGCCGGAGCGCACGGACCCGAGCGACCAGCCCCGCGGGGCGCAGCGUUGUUCUUGAAAGGGACUGCGCGGAAUGCACACGUUGGAGAAGUGUUGCCCAGGACACCCCCUUGCCAUGGAGCCCUGGAGGCAGUGCGCCCUGUGGCUGAUCGGCUGCGGAGUGCUGCCCGUGAACCACCGGGUGACCGCGCCCGCGGCGCAGGUGUCCGACCUGGCCCAGACGCUGCGCGACGGGGUGCUGCUGUGCCAGCUGCUGAACAACCUGAGGGCGCGCACCAUCGACCUGAAGCAGAUCAACCUCAGGCCCCAGAUGUCGCAGUUCCUGUGCUUGAAGAACAUCCGCACGUUUCUGACGUCGUGCUGUGAAGCGUUUGGGAUGAAGAAAUGUGACUUAUUUGAAGCCUUCGAUCUCUUUGACGUUCGAGACUUCGGAAAGGUGAUGGACACGCUAUCCAAGCUCUCGUACACAACGAUUGCACAGCAAGCAGGAUUCAAGCCAUUCCCGACAGAAGAGAUCCUCAAAGACGAGGACAUUUACAACAACCUGGAGGACUUGAUGGAUGAGAAUGUCCUUGAGGACGAGGACGACUUGUACGCCGCGGUCUACGGGCUGGAGGAAGACUACGCAGGUGGAGAGAUCUAUGAAGAUCUCAUGAGAACUGAGGAGCAUCCCCCACUGAAGCAGGCUGAGGUGGAUGUGCGGAGCUGCUGCCUCUCCGAGAUCAAACAGACGGAGGAGAAAUACACAGAGACGCUGGAGUCCAUCGAGAAGUAUUUCUUGAAUCCCCUGAGGAUGCUCUUCUCUGCGGCUGAAAUCGACAAAGUUUUCCUCAACAUUACAGACCUGGUCAAAGUUCACAAGAGUCUGAUGGUUGAUGUGCAGGACUCCAUCUUGAACAAAAACGCCUUAAAUCUCUACCACAUUUUCAUCAGCUACAAAGAGAGACUGCUCAUUUACGGGAUCUACUGCAGUCGGGUGGAGAUCGCCAUCGCUGUUUUAGACAUAAUUUGCAAAGAGAAAGAAGACGUUCGCCUGAAGCUGGAGGAGUGCUCCAAAAGGGCCAACAAUGGGAAGUUUACUCUGAGGGACCUGCUGGUCGUCCCGAUGCAGAGAGUCCUCAAGUACCAUCUGCUUCUUCAGGAACUAGUCAAACACACCCACGAUUCUGCCGACAAGAGCAACUUGAAGAUCGCUCUCGAUGCCAUGAAAGACCUGGCCCAGUAUGUCAACGAGGUGAAGAGAGAUAACGAGACUCUCAGGGAGAUCGACCAGUACCAGAGGUCCAUCGAAAACUUGAAUCAGCCACUAGUCACCUUUGGUCGGCCGAAAGGAGACGGCGAGGUGCGCAUGAUCUCCAGUGUUGACAAGAGGAGACAAGACAGACACAUCUUUUUAUUUGAUGUGGCUGUCAUCGUGUGCAAGAGACGAGGAGACAACUACGAGAUGAAGGACAUACUCGACCUCAACUACUUCAAAAUCACGGACAACCCCACCUCCGACAGAGAGGGCAAAAAGUGGUGCUAUGGGUUCUACGUGACUCACCAGCAGGGGUACACAGGCUUUGAGCUCUUUUUUAAGACCCGAGAGCUGAAGAAGAAGUGGCUGGAUCAGUUCGAAAUGGCCGUAUCAAAUAUCCGACCAGAAAAAGCCAACCACAACUCCCACCAGUUCAAGAUGCACACGUUCGAAAGGAUCACUUCCUGUUGCUUCUGUCACCUCCUGCUCAGGGGCAUCUUUAACCAGGGCUAUCUCUGUAUGAAAUGUGGUCUGGGGGCUCAUAAGGAGUGUUUGGGUCGACUGGGAGUGUGUGGCAGAACAGAAUUGGCCAAGCCGAAACCCAAGGAAAAUACAGCACCGUCAGGCCCAGGUUUACCCAGGAUGGUUGUGAUCAGAGACUACAGUGGCAUCCCCUAUCCCCAGCACGGGCCCCCACUAAGCAUUCAUGCGGGGGAUGUCAUUGAAGUGAUGUUUGCAGACCUGCACAGCUCCUGGUGGCAGGGCAGAAUUCUGGCGACAAGCAAGAUGGGCUUCUUUCCAAGUGACGCUGUGAGGCCUUGCCCGUGUGUUCCAAAACCUGUCGAUUACUCCGCCCAGCUCUGGUUUGCAGGGCCCAUGGAGAGGUACCAGGCUGAGGUGGAGCUCCUGGACCGGGGAAACGGCACCUACCUGCUUCGACACCGGAGUAAAGAAGGCACUGAGUACGCCAUCAGCAUAAAGUUCAACGAUAAAAUCAAGCACAUUAAGAUUCUGACCAAGGAUGGCUGCUUUUACAUCGCCGAGAGCCGGCUGUUCAAGACUGUGCUGGACUUGGUGGAGUACUACAAGCAGCACUCUCUGAAGGAGGGUUUCAGCAGCCUUGACACCACUCUACAGGUCCCUUAUCGGGAACUGACCAAUGGAACCAUGUCCAUGGCUGUUACCAGAGCUGGCAGUGUUUCUCCUGGCAGCUGCAGCUUUGUUCCUCCCUCCUCCUCGCCUUUCUGGUCAGUGUUUUCCCCCAGGGUGGUGGGCAUUGCGGUGGCGCGCUACGACUUCUUCUCCAGAGACACGCGGGAGCUCUCGCUGCUGCAGGGAGACAUUAUCAAGAUCUACACCAAGAUGUCCAGUGGCUGGUGGAAGGGAGAGGUCGACGGCAGGGUGGGCUGGUUUCCCUCUACCUAUGUGGAGGAAGAGGACUGACUUCUGCUGGCUGAAUGACGUCCUUUCAGUGUCCAUUCGAAGCUGACCGCCGCCGUCGAGCGCCACGCGGCUCAUCCUCUCUUCGUGCCCUGCAAGUCCCAUCUCUUUGAUUAAAAACCCAGAGACGCGGACUUAAGAGAAAGCAGCGGUGCCCUCGGAAGCCUCCUCCUGCCCUCUGACAGACUCUCACACAGAGCAGAUGUCAAAUCACAGAUUCCAGGAGCGUCACUGCGUACCUCGCCUUUCUGUGGUGCUGUCUGCCCCCGUGGUCCACUGGGAAGUGCAUGUGCUGUACACAGAUAACCCUCCCCCCUCUCGCUAUCCAUUCACCUUGUCUUGUUAUUGAUGACUCCAUUGGCUGGCGUGAGACCUGCCUUCACUGUCAUCAUGUUUCGAUACCAGAAAGGCUCAGUCGCCCAACUGGAACACGGAUCCUGCUGACAGCCCACUGCCCAGGUACUCCACCGAAAUUGAAAUGCAGGAGCUGAGGAGCUUUGAUCGUUGUUGGAACACUGUAGCCCUCUUGACUUUUCAGACGUUUGUGUUCAACCUUUCAGUCAAAGACUCAUUUUAAUCUUAACAUCUGUAAUCGCCGGGCCGAUUUCAACUUUGUGAUAUUUUAAAUGGAUCCGCUGGAAUCUGAAUUAAAAGCUCCACAGCGUGAAGGAUUGAUAUGUCAUUCAAAUGCGAUGUGUUUGGACUCUUAAUGACUACAGGUCUUGUGGAGUUAGAAGUGAUUCCAUUGUAUCAUGACAAGAAAUCUUGUCUGGAGAUAAAUGUGGAAGCUUUUGUUCCUAUUCUAUUAUAAUUUAUUUUUAAUCACAGUGUUUAUUCAAAUCUCCACCUACAUCUUCUAGUUCUGCCUUCCUGAGGCUUGAACUUGGUGUAAAAAAAUCAAACAUCUUUACCCUUGAAAUGUCCCCACCUUGAUUUAAAGGAGACAGAUUAUGCUCAUAUUCAAGUUCACUAUUUUUAAUUUGGGUUAUUGCUUGAAAAGGUUUACAUGCUGUAAUGUUCAGUAAACACAUCAGUUUUCUUCAGACUGUCCAUUCCUGCAGCUCCUCUUUUCA